GACUUUGGCCUAUCAAAUAUGAUGUCAGAUGGAGAAUUUUUAAGAACCAGCUGUGGUUCCCCUAACUAUGCUGCACCAGAAGUAAUUUCGGGAAGGUUAUAUGCAGGUCCUGAAGUAGAUAUUUGGAGCAGUGGGGUUAUUCUCUAUGCUUUGUUAUGUGGAACACUUCCAUUUGAUGAUGAUCAUGUGCCAACACUAUUUAAGAAGAUAUGUGAUGGUAUCUUUUAUACUCCUCAGUAUCUGAAUCCAUCUGUAAUUAGUCUUCUAAAACAUAUGCUGCAGGUGGAUCCAAUGAAGAGAGCAACAAUCAGAGACAUCAGGGAACAUGAAUGGUUUAAGCAGGAUCUUCCCAAAUACUUGUUUCCUGAAGACCCAUCCUAUAGCUCAACCAUGAUUGAUGAAGAAGCCUUAAAAGAAGUAUGCGAGAAGUUUGAAUGCACUGAAGAUGAAGUGUUAAGCUGUCUAUACAGCCGAAAUCAUCAGGAUCCCCUAGCAGUUGCUUAUCACCUCAUUAUAGAUAAUAGAAGAAUAAUGAACGAGGCCAAAGACUUCUAUUUGGCUACAAGCCCACCAGAUUCUUUUCUUGAAGAUCACCAUCUGUCUCGCCCUCAUCCUGAAAGAGUGCCAUUCUUGGUAGCUGAAGCACCACGUCCUCGCCACACUCUUGAUGAACUGAAUCCACAGAAAUCAAAGCAUCAAGGUGUGAGAAGAGCCAAGUGGCAUUUAGGAAUACGGAGCCAGAGUCGACCAAACGAUAUCAUGGCUGAAGUUUGUCGAGCAAUUAAACAACUGGAUUAUGAAUGGAAAGUUGUAAAUCCAUACUAUUUGCGUGUUCGAAGGAAGAAUCCAGUGACAAGUGCAUAUUCUAAGAUGAGUCUACAGUUGUAUCAGGUGGACAGUAGGACGUACUUGCUGGACUUCCGUAGCAUUGAUGAUGAAAUUACUGAAGCAAAGUCUGGGACUGCAACUCCACAGAGAUCAGGUUCCGUGAGCAACUACAGAUCCUGUCAAAAGGAUUCAGAUGCUGAUGCACAAGGAAAAUCAGCAGAUACAUCCCUUACCUCAUCAGUUACCUCUUCGCUUGACUCUUCUACAGCUGAUUUAACCCCAAGACCAGGGAGUCAUACAAUAGAAUUUUUUGAGAUGUGUGCAAAUCUUAUUAAAAUACUUGCACAAUAAUUCUGAAGAUCGGCUUAUUUCUUUUACAGCAAUAAGCAUGCCUAAAUCAUAGUCAAAUGCUUCCAGUUAUAAUCAAAUUAAAUUAAGGCGCUGAAGAAACUUGCCACAAAAUGCGAUUUGCACAGGGACUGAAAAUGAUUCUGGGCAGUUAGCUGUAGUGUGUUGAUGCUGGAGGGAAUUCUGAUUACCUGCUGUCCAGUAACUUAAUACAGGUACAGGAAAUCAUGUGCCUGUUGGGCAAUGUUAGUAACAUUUUAUAUUGAGUGCACAUUAGGCUUCAUAGAAUAUUUAGGUCACAAAGACUUCUUUGCUGGUGAUACGUACAUCUGAUGCACUGUAAGUAAAUGUACACUUACUAGUUAAAUGACUGAAAGAUGUCUUGUUGGUCACCAUCUACAAUUGUGCCUCAGUUGAUCAGAACUAUCAAUUAUUUCUUAACAGUAAUGUGUUAAAACUGAUACU
This is a messenger RNA of Tinamus guttatus (white-throated tinamou), 1641 nucleotides long. The record is from RefSeq and is a predicted model, not a curated record. NCBI's taxonomy places the organism in Eukaryota, Metazoa, Chordata, Aves, Tinamiformes, Tinamidae.